This is a messenger RNA of Solanum stenotomum, 504 nucleotides long. RefSeq lists its product as uncharacterized. The record is from RefSeq and is a predicted model, not a curated record. Gene Ontology annotation, biological process: negative regulation of ATP-dependent activity. Gene Ontology annotation, cellular component: mitochondrion. The transcript is spliced from 3 exons. Lineage: Eukaryota; Viridiplantae; Streptophyta; Magnoliopsida; Solanales; Solanaceae. Gene Ontology annotation, molecular function: ATPase inhibitor activity. The coding region runs from base 40 to 303 and encodes 87 amino acids.
UUCAUCACUGUUAAAUUUCCACCCUCAGCGAAAAAAAAAAUGGCGAUGAGAUCUGUCGUUUCAUUCAGUGGACUCCGUCGUUUAACGGAAGGUGCUAAUGUAGCUCUCCGAUCAUCGGUUUCCGGCCUCCGACACUUCAGUGACGGAAAAAUCCUCGGUGAAGAAGAACGUGCUCAAGAGAACAUUUACAUUCAGAAAAUGGAAAGGGAGAGGUUGGAGAAGGCAAAGCAGAAGGCAGAGCGAGAGAAAGCUGAGAAAGAGAAGGCCGAUAAGAAGGCUGGAGAAGGGGCUAACAAGAGCUGAAUUGACAUCUCAAACUCUUCCUUUCAAGUUACUUUUGACAAAUAAAUGGAUAAUGACUUUGUGUUGCUCUUGAUACUGUUGGAUCUUGUACAAAGUAUUUCGUAGUUAUUAUCCUCCAUGCUCUUCUUCCUUGAAGUUUUCUUUUCUGAGACUGUAAAACACAUUUGGUUCGAGAAUCGAAUAUCAUCUUGUUUGGGACCA